AUGGCAGCUUUCGGCACAGUUCGCCGCCUUGUCAAAACCCCUUUGAUUCGAAGCUCUCCAUACAAAGCUGUGAGCAUCGUAGCGGCAGCUACAAGGCGUUGCAGGAAAUUUGGAGCCUCGUUCUCACGCCGGAGUCUCUACGACCUUCAAGUCAGGUGGUCAUCAACCCUGCCUCCGACGCCCAUAUUUGAGGCAAUCGCGAACCACGACCCAACCUCCUCUGCAAUCAUCCAUGGAGCGUCGGGACGCAAAUUCAGUUAUGGCAGCUUGCUACAUGACAUCGUGGCAGGAAGGGAUAGGCUGUCCGCACUGGCGGAGGGGAGGCCUCUGUCUGGGGAGAGGAUAGCAUUUCUUGCGGAAAAUAGCUAUGACUAUGUAGUGACGUUCCUCUCAAUCCUGUCUCACGACGCGAUUGCUGUGCCUUUGGCACACUCACAUCCCAUUUUGGAGCUGCGGUAUAUCCUCGAAAACAGUGAAGCGUCACUGUUCCUCUCUACAGAGAAAUUCCGGGAGAAAGCAAAGGAAGUCGUUAAAGAUGGUCGCCACACGCCCAAGCUAAAGAUCCUGUCGAAGGUGUAUCAGGGAGCUGAAGAGCGAGAGGCUAUCAGAUUCAACUCGGGAACUCUUGAAAAUGGUGGACUCAUGCUCUAUACUUCUGGAACCACCAACCGGCCGAAAGGCGUGGUCUUGUCCAUGUCCAAUAUGACAGCCCAAGCACGGUCACUGGUCGCGGCGUGGAAAUACUCCCCCUCCGACCUCCUCCUGCACGUUCUCCCUCUCCAUCACAUCCAUGGCACAAUCAAUGCACUCUUCGUACCACUCAUGGCGGGCAGUGCAAUCGAGUUUGCAUACCCUUUCAACCCAGAUACCGUGUGGAAACGUCUCGCAAUGCCAUUCCUCCCUUCAUCGUCACCCUCAGACGCACAGAGACGCCCUGUAACAUUCCUCACGGCGGUCCCAACCAUAUACAACCGCCUACUGGCUACCCACCCCACCUUGCCACCAAAAUUACAAUCUGCGACACGCAAAGCAAUAUCCCCAAAGCACCUGCGGCUCAACAUCUCGGGCUCUGCGGCCCUGCCAACUCCUAUUAAACAAGCAUGGACAAGCCUGUCAGGUGGAAACGUCCUGCUAGAGCGUUACGGAAUGACCGAAGUCGGCAUGGCUCUCUCCUGCGGCCUCGCGUUUGGGGAUCGCGUUGACGGCAGCGUCGGCUGGCCCCUCCCAGGUGUGGACGUCCGGCUCGUCGACACGGAGACAAACACUAUCAUUCCAUCAAGCGAGGAAUUUCACAAAGACACUGGAAAGCCACGGGAAGGAGAAAUCCAACUCCGUGGUCCCACCAUUUUCAGAGAGUACUUCCGGAACCCGACCGCCACGGUCAAAGAAUUUGUCGACCCGGAUGAUAAAGACACCAAUAGAGAGAAAUGGUUCAAGACAGGAGACAUUGCGGUCCGUCGAUCGAUCCCGGGCGCGGGCCAGAGCGAUCAGCCCUGGGCAAGGGGACCCAUGUACUUCAUCCUCGGGCGCCUCUCUGUUGACAUAAUCAAAGUCGGCGGUGAGAAAGUGUCUGCCCUUGAAAUAGAGCGCGAGUUACUCUCCCUACCAGAAAUAUCGGAGGCAGCCGUGGUGGGAUUGCCUGAUGAAAAAUGGGGCCAAAAGGUCGCGGCCGUGAUAGUAUUGAGCCAGAAGGGAAAUCUGGGGAAAGAGGGAGGAAAGGAUUGGGGAAUUAUGGAUUUGAGAAGGGCGCUGAAGAACAGGUUGGCUAUGCAUAAGAUGCCUGUCGAGGUUAGGGUCGUGCAGAGUAUACCCAGGAAUGCGAUGGGAAAGAUCAAUAAGAAGGUAUUGGUGAAGGAUGUUUUUGGCUGA
This is a messenger RNA of Cladophialophora yegresii CBS 114405, 1869 nucleotides long. RefSeq lists its product as uncharacterized. NCBI's taxonomy places the organism in Eukaryota, Fungi, Ascomycota, Eurotiomycetes, Chaetothyriales, Herpotrichiellaceae. Gene Ontology annotation, biological process: fatty acid metabolic process. The record is from RefSeq and is a predicted model, not a curated record. The transcript has 2 exons. The coding region runs from base 1 to 1869 and encodes 622 amino acids. Gene Ontology annotation, molecular function: medium-chain fatty acid-CoA ligase activity.